UAACCUUCAGGCUACCUACUGUCUAGAGAUGAAAAAAAAACUUGGACAGGUUAAAACCGGCUCCGUUGUGUAAUGAUCGCGGAAUGUUGCUAUUUAUCAACCUUAACACGAAAUCCACACUUUUUUCCCCAUAACGAAAUAAAACAUUUUACUUCUCUCACCUUCAGUGCUUUGAUUUUUAAAAGCCUGGGACAUCUAGAAAAUAUUAGAAUCCAUCACUGGUACACUGUUCACAACAAGCACUACUGUGUUUAAUAAGCUGUUUGAAGUUCAUUUCCUCAUUUCUGCUGCUAGACUGACUUUAUGUCAUUCAAGCAGAACUGGUUCAACGGCUGUAUUCACAUUAACAUUUACGCAAAGGAGGAGUGCUCAGAGAAGAAGUUUAAGCUCAUGACUGACUUACUCCAGUGAUUUCAGGAGACAAAAGAUACAGCAUUACUUUGUUUUCCUGCAGAGAGAUGAUGCCGUACUGCAGCCAAACCUCGAGGUGUUUUUCUUUCCUUUUUCUGAUGCUGAACAUCUUCAGCAUCUUUUCACAAAGUAAGGGAUCCAAAUUUACUACUAUUCUUUAAAGGAUUGCUGUUUAAAGGGGAGUUUGAGAGUGUAAUUUAAUAAGGUUGUUGCGGUUUUGAACAGUACCUUUCUUAAUACUUUUUUCCUCAUUUUCUUUUCUUGCUUUUAGCUCCAGUCCCCCAUGAAACUGUCUAUGCUGUGGGCUGCUUCGAGGACAGCACAACAGAAGUUAAAUAUGAGAUUGAUAAUGAGGAGGUUUUAUACAUAGAUUUUAAAAAACAUGAGAUCAUAUACACAGUACCACCUUUCAUUCUGGCUAACCCAAGUGAAAUAGUCAGUGGUAUUUCUGUUUACAAGAAUGCAUUAAGAGCCAGGAUUGCAUGCCCUUUGCUUCUUGCUAUAGUCAAAGCCGAGGAGAAACAUGUGGAGGAGGAAAAAGGUCAGUAAUCUUCUUAUUAAUAAUUGAUCAAUAUUUUUCCACUGAUGUAGAAAUUCAAUUAAGCUUGUAAGUUGACCUUUAACCCUUAUGUAGACCCCCCUGAGAGCGCCCUCUACCCUGCAGAAGAAGUUCAGCCCGGGGUCGAAAACAGCCUCAUCUGCUUUGUGAACCACUUCUACCCACCCAGGAUCAGAGUCACGUGGACCAAAAAUGGCAACCCAGUGACAGAGGGGGUGUCACUCAGUCGAUAUUAUCCCAACAAAGAUCAAACCUUUCACCAGCUCGCCACCCUGAAAUUUACACCAAAUAACAGGGAUAUUUACACCUGCACUGUGGAGCACAUAGCCCUGGCCUCGCCUCAGACAAGCAUCUGGGGUGAGUGUUUAAUAUUCUUUCACUUUUACAUUUGUCCAAUAAAAUGUAUUUUUGUUUAUUUACAUCAACAAAUUUGCUUAAUUAUUUCCCCUCAGAAGUAGAUGUCAGUCAUCCCAGUGUUGGAGCAGAUGUUUUCUGUGGAGUUGGAGUGAUUCUUGGUCUGUUUGGAGUCGCAGGAGGAACAUUUUUAAUGGCUAAAGGACUCACUGAACGGCAAUAAAAAACUUUUGUUUUAUACAGAUUUUUUGAUUCAGAUAAAAACAGCAGCAAAUAUUAUCUGUAAUGAUAUAGUUUGAGAAUAUUAGGCAUGCAGUAUAUUCGGUAACCCUUUCUUUACAGUACACUUAUUACCAGGUUAUUAACAGGUAGUAACAACAUGAAAUUAUCUGGUAAUUACACGAUAACUACUAAGUCAAUACUGUCUAGCUACCAGGUAGGUAACCUUUCAUCAUCAUACAAAUUUGAAGCCGAAUUGCUCUACUGCUCUAUAGUAUUUCCAGGAUUUUCUCCGCUUCCUGGAACCACCACUUGCGCAGUAGCAUUGUACGCAUUCGGUGGGUGAGUCGCUGUGAUAAUGCUCGGCUCAAACAGCAUAUCGCUACGCAAUCUUCACACACCCAUAGGCUGUAUCAAGUGUCAAUCAUAGAAAAUAAGAACCCCAGAUAGCUUUUGAAAAUGGAGCUGCACAGAAAAAAAGAAAAACUAGACAGUAUUGACUUAGUAGUUAUCAUGUAAUUACCAGAUAAUGUUAUGUUGUUACUAGGUAAUUACGUGUUAAUUACCUGGUAAUAAGUGUGCUGUAAAAGAAAGGGUUACCGUAUUCUACUGUACAUCUGUGACUUAUUCAAGACCCAAGAGUUUUAAGUGUUACAGUUUGGAGAAAAACAUAAACAAACAUAUCAACAAUUAUUUAUAUUAUUGUAUGAAGGCUGUUACACUUAAUGUUAGCUCACACAGAACUGUGAUUCCAUAGACAGUACUAAUACAUUUGUUUUAUCAUGUAAAAUAUGUGCACAGGUUAUUAAAGUCUAAAAAAAGUUUAUUUGAUUAUACUUGACCUUAAAACACAGAACAUCAGCUUAUAUUAAACUUCUAAAUGAGCUCUUCUGAUAAAAGAUAUUUUGGAUAACUUUUUAGAAAUCAACCACCGUAAUCAACAUAAUAAAACACAGCCUAGAUCAGUUUAACUUACUAAGAUUUUGGCUUCAUGCUUUGACUAUGUCGGGUAUGAUAAGUAACAAAUGAUGGUAAAUGGCAAGCCUAAAUAAAAUUAAGAAUAUAGGACAUUCAUUAGUCUCUAUUUGAAAAACUAUAUAUAUUUACAUGCUGCUGUUGUGUUCAAAUUAUAAGUAAUAUUACAUUGUUUUUUAGCUUGUGAAUUUAUUAAGUUCUUUUAAGCAAAACUUUCAUGUUUCAGAUAAAAAAUAGCUCACUGUUGAAAAGACUGAAAUGUUACCAAAGUGGAGUACUAACAAUCAAUUUAUGGUGACUCUGAAAGGACAGGAUGUUGACCUAGGCACUUUCAAUGCAUUUGAAUGUAAAUAUCAAAGUGAAAGGAAGUUUUUCUUAUCUAUUAAUGAUCACUCCUUCCAACACUAUCAGGUGACUUGUGGGAUACCACAAGGAUCAAUUUUAAGACCGUUACCUUUUAAUUUGGAUAUGGUACCCCUUGGCAGUGUCAUUAGGAGACACGGCAUCUCUUUCCACAGUUCUGCUGAUGACAUUCAGCUUUACAUGGCCGUGACUCCUGAUGACACUGGGUCAAUAGAUGUUUGUUUUGUUUUAUAUUUUCAAUCACUGUGAAGCACUUUAAUUGCAUCUGACUUGUAUGAAAAGGGCAAUAUAAAUAAAGAUUUAUUGAUUGAUUGAAUAAGAGAAUUUGAUACUUUCUGAUGCAGGGAAAAUGACCAUUAUUCAGCUUCAACUUAGUAUAAAUAGUUAACUAAGACUUGCUUCUGACGAGACCAAAGAACAAAAGAUGAUUUAGGAUUUUAGGGUGGCCACUGAGGAGGGUUUGUCAGAUUUUGGAUCUGCCCCUGCUUAUAUCAUAAUCAACAUUUUAGACUGUGCCAUGACAGUCUGAAAGUAGUUUUCUUUUAAUCUUCAUGUUGCAUAAAUCCAAUCGUAAGAUUUAAGAUUGGAUCUAAAUGUUGUUCUGUGGUGGGUUGACGCUUGCCUCACUGUCUAAGUGAAUAUCCCAUCUGUGGAGAUUAUGAUCCUCAUACUGAUGGCCCAGGCUUGACACCAAUAUGCAGCCUAUCUGUCAUGGUUAAUGUUUCAAAGAAAGAUCUUAAGACAACUGUUUUAAAGUACAUUUAUACACAGAACAUACUGUAAAAUGACGCAUAAAAAGGGUUUCGGCCCCUGCCGUUAAACUGAACACCUGCGCUGUUUCUGAAACAGACCAUAAGGAGGAUGUAUCUGUCUGAGUUCUUUGGAAAGCCCAAAUUUUUAUUUUUAUUUAAUUUCAUCAACAAUAUUUACCCGCGGUGAAACAGGCUGGAUACAUUUUUUGUUUAGGUUUGAUUUUUAACUUGAGUUUAGGAGUUUAGGAGUGUUAGGGCAGAAUUUUUACCAGGCCUUUAUUGAAAAAGGGACUUAAUGCAUCUAAGCCAACAUUUUUUCCUUUUUUAUCAUUUAAAUUGUUGGAAAUGAUUUAAAGCCCUGCACCUCUAGGUCUCUAAAAACUGUUUAUUGCCAGAACAAGAGCACCUCCAACACAAACUGGCAGAACAGGUGUAGCUACAGUGAUGUUAUCAUCAUUUACAUAAAAGGGAGCGUUCGAGGAAGUUCUCAUUUCUGGGAAAUCACUUUGCUGCAGGUUUCUGCAUAAACGCGAAAGACUAAUUGCAGGCCAAUUUCAUUGCUGGCUUUGAUUAAGAUUAGCAAAACAAGUAAAUUUUGAAGAAAGACAGAGAGACAAUAUUUUUCCAAGCAGAGGGAUAACACAUACUGCAGGUGAACCAUGGAGACCUUUUCCCUUCUUAUUCUGAUGCUAAACAUCUUCUGCACCUUCUCUCAAAAAAGUAAGAGUUUUUAAUUUAUCACUUUGCUCUUGUACUUGGAGUUUUCUUGGUUUCUGUAGGAUAUCUCAUUUGUUUAUCAGAUUCUGUAGUUAUGUCUCUUCAUAAUUUAACAUUAAUAUGUGUCAAAGUUGUUUCUGUUUCAAUAGUCUGACUUGUCUGUUUUCAGUCCCCCAUGAGAUGACCUAUGUUGUGAGCUGCUCCGAGGAUGGUGAAGUACAUAUUCAGCUUGCGUUUGAUACUGAUGGGAUUAUGUACAUUGAUUUUGAAAAACAAAGUCUUGUGUUCACCCUGCCACCUUUCGUUCCGGUGGACCCAUAUGAAGUAGAGUAUACCUCGCAUCUUUACAAAAAUGCUCUGAAGGCAAAAAGAAUAUGCGUUGUAGGUUUUGCCCUUCUCAAAGCUGAGAAGAUAGAUCCACCAGAAGAAAAGGGUGAGUUAACAUCAAUUUUAGAGAAAAUCAUAUUUUCUUCACCCAUACAGUGCUGAUUAAGUCUUUACUUUUGACCCUGUGUAGAACCCCCUGAGAGCGCCCUCUACCCUGCAGAAGAAGUUCAGCCCGGUGUCGAAAACAGCCUCAUCUGCUUUGUGAACCACUUCUACCCACCCAGGAUCAGAGUCACCUGGACCAAAAAUGGAGACCCGGUGACAGAGGGGGUGUCACUCAGUCAAUAUUAUCCCAACAAAGAUCAAACCUUUCACCAGCUCUCCACCCUGAAAUUUACACCAAAUAACGGGGAUAUUUACACCUGCACUGUGGAGCACAUAGCUCUGGCCUCGCCUCAGACAAGGAUCUGGGGUGAGUGUUCAAUAUUUGUAAAGUAAAUAAAUAAAAAUAGAUAUUUUAUUAUUUAUUUUGAUGAUGAUAUUAAUAAAUUUGCUUUCCAAUUUCCCAACAGAAGCAGAAAUCAGUGAUCCCAGUGUUGGAGCAGAUGUUUUCUGUGGAGUUGGUUUAAUUCUUGGUCUGUUUGGAGUCGCAGGAGGAACAUUUUUAGCAGUUAAAGGACACGCUGAAUGGCAAUAAAUGCAGCAUUGGAGAAUUUUUAAUUGUUUAUCAAACGGACUGAAGUAGUUGGUGAUUUUUUUUACUACCCUUAAAAGUAAACAAGACCAACCUUGUUUGAUGAAUUAACUAUGCAUGGAAUAUUUUUAUGCCUUUAACCACUGCCAUAGAGUUUAUUUUCCACAGCCAGUAUACACUCACCGGCCACUUUAUUAGGUACACCAUGCUAGUAACGGGUUGGACCCCCUUUUGCCUUCAGAACUGCCUCAAUUCUUCGUGGCAUAGAUUCAACAAGGUGCUGGAAGCAUUCCUCAGAGAGCUUGGUCCAUAUUGACAUGAUGGCAUCACACAGUUGCCGCAGAUUUGUCGGCUGCACAUCCAUAAUGCGAAUCUCCCGUUCCACCACAUCCCAAAGAUGCUCUAUUGGAUUGAGAUCUGGUGACUGUGGAGGCCAUUUGAGUACAGUGAACUCAUUGUCAUGUUCAAGAAACCAGUCUGAGAUGAUUCCAGCUUUAUGACAUGGCGCAUUAUCCUGCUGAAAGUAGCCAUCAGAAGUUGGGUACAUUGUGGUCAUAAAGGGAUGGACAUGGUCAGCAACAAUACUCAGGUAGGCUGUGGCGUUGCAACGAUGCUCAAUUGGUACCAAGGGGCCCAAAGAGUGCCAAGAAAAUAUUCCCCACACCAUGACACCACCACCACCACCAGCCUGAACCAUUGAUACAAGGCAGGAUGGAUCCAUGCUUUCAUGUUGUUGACGCCAAAUUUUGACCCUACCAUCCGAAUGUCGCAGCAGAAAUCGAGACUCAUCAGACCAGGCAACGUUUUUCCAAUCUUCUAUUGUCCAAUUUCGAUGAGCUUAUGCAAAUUGUAGCCUCAGUUUCCUGUUCUUAGCUGAAAGGAGUGGCACCCGGCGUGGUCUUCUGCUGCUGUAGCCCAUCUGCCUCAAAGUUCGACGUACUGUGCGUUCAGAGAUGCUCUUCUGCCUACCUUGGUUGUAACGGGUGGUUAUUUGAGUCACUGUUGCCUUUCUAUCAGCUCGAACCAGUCUGGCCAUUCUCCUCUGACCUCUGGCAUCAACAAGGCAUUUCCGCCCACAGAACUGCCGCUCACUGGAUAUUUUUUCUUUUUCGGACCAUUCUCUGUAAACCCUAGAGAUGGUUGUGCGUGAAAAUCCCAGUAGAUCAGCAGUUUCUGAAAUACUCAGACCAGCCCUUCUGGCACCAACAACCAUGCCACGUUCAAAGUCACUCAAAUCACCUUUCUUCCCCAUACUGAUGCUCGGUUUGAACUGCAGGAGAUUGUCUUGACCAUGUCUACAUGCCUAAAUGCACUAAGUUGCCGCCAUGUGAUUGGCUGAUUAGAAAUUAAGUGUUAACGAGCAGUUGGACAGGUGUACCUAAUAAAGUGGCCGGUGAGUGUAUAAGGUAUAUUAAGUGCAGUCUAUUUUGGGGAGGUGGGGUGAAAGGUUAAAUGCUGUGUAAAAACUAUGUCGCAUUUAGCUACAUGCAGUUCGCCACCCUUCCAGCUCCCCGUAUUGUUGCAUUGUUGGUUGUGAUGCAUGGAUGGACAGCCUCACUCAAUUAACCCCCUCCUCUGAUCAGUUGUUGUCUUAAAUCCACCAUCUACCUUAUGUACGUAACCCACCUGUUACUCAAUGAUAUAUGUAUAUAUUUAUCUCACUCAACGUUCCUCUGCACCUCUCACCAUUGCACUGUUGUCUUAAACAGACUUAGACAACUUUAUUAAUCCCACCAGGGGCAAUUGAUUUGAGCAGCUUACAUACUGUCAUCCUACAGAAACACAAGUACACAGAACAUACAUAGGAUACAAAAUGGAUAAAAACCAAAAUGCUGAGGAGUGCAGUGGAAUCAAAGAUCAAUAAAAUGGGGAAAUACACGGGUUACUAAGAAUACUGGCCAAUAAAAUGGACAUGAUAAAAGGAAUAAAAUCAUAAAGAAUUUAAAAGAUGAAUAGCAGGGAAUAAAAGACUUCAGAAAACGAUUCGUCUUGCAGACAGGUGAGACAUAGCGCUGUGAUGACGACCUGAGGGCAACAGAGAAAAUUCACUGGCCAGCACUUGUCGUGUCCUGGACAUGUGUUGGCCAGUGAAUACAACCAUGUAUAUAUAAAUUACAUGUCUCUGCUUGUACAUAAUUUGUGAUAUUUUAUGUUAAAUUUUUGUACAUAAAGAGCAAAGUCUACCAGUCAGUUUUCUUGUAUGUGUAACAUACUUGUUCAAUAAAGCUGAUUCUGACAUUGAG
This is a messenger RNA of Xyrichtys novacula (pearly razorfish), 7614 nucleotides long. The record is from the annotation of a GenBank genome assembly. NCBI's taxonomy places the organism in Eukaryota, Metazoa, Chordata, Actinopteri, Labriformes, Labridae.